CAUUGCCCUGCGAGGGAGAGGAGAAUCCUCUGAGUCUGCAAACAAGUGAGUCCUUUUGGGCUCUUGUGAAUCAUUUCUAUUUUCCUAAUAGAAAAAGCCGCUUGCUGAGACCGAACGGAGCACCUGCCGUUGAUCCGGAGCGCCAUCCAUAUGCCACGAUUCCUCCCUGGGCCUGUCGUUCGGCACACAGCCCCAGGAACAGCCAGAAUGGUAUGAUGCCACGUUGCUCCUAACACCCCCGGGAACGAAGCUCUCUCGUCGAGGUGGCAGUCACAGACGUCAAUGUCACCAGCACCGGCCCCAGAGCCAUCCCAUCCCUCAGCAUGUCCCAGAUCUCCUCCACCUUGAAGCGCUACGCCGACUCACCUUCGACAUACAGCCGGACCUCUCCCAGUUAUGGCACCUAUCCCUAUUCCUCCAACCUCUCCACCUUGUAUACAGAUAGGGAAAAAGUCGGCUACAAGUCCACCUCGCCCUCCACCUACCUGGCUUCCACGCACCUGCGGACAUCGGGGUCCACCUCCUCUUCCUCUUCGUUGAACUAUGACGGGGGCGGGAGGUUCCUCCAACGCCCUGAUUCUGGCACCCGGCUGAGCCCCAGUUACCUUAGAGCCCCGGUCCGGCCCCCUGGUAGUGGAGGGCUCAACGGUGGGGCCACCGGUUACUCCUUUGGCACUGGCUACCCCAGCACUUUGGUCCGGAAAAAAUCCAGCAGCCAUUCGGACUUGGCUCGGGACAUGUCUGGGCUGCACAUAUCCUCCACUCCGUACCGAACCGAGACCUUCGCGACCUCCUCCCGCAACGGUCCCUUCCUUGCCCAAACUCGCCAGGAGCUGUCCGCCCUGCAAGGGUACUACCAGUCCACGCGGCAUUCGGAUUACGUCAAGGAUUACCUGGAAAAUUACAGCCGGAAAGGUGGGCGCUCCCCAGCCUCCAGUGUCUAUGGCUCUUCCGUAGAAGUGAUCACCCCGACUCUGAGGCCCACCAGCCGCUCCUCCGUCCAGCAGUGGGAUCGGACAGACAGCCGGACUGAUUUCCUGGACACGGAGCCUACGAGCUCCAAAACGGUGCAGGGUUUGACCGGCCUCCGCAACCUCGGCAACACUUGUUUCAUGAACUCCAUCCUGCAGUGUCUGAGCAACACCAAAGAGCUUCGGGAUUACUGUCUGCAGAACCAGUAUGUCCGCGACCUCAACAACAACAGCCGGAUGCAAAUGAACCUCAUGGCAGAGUUUGCCAAGCUCAUCCAAGCCUUGUGGACGUCGUCUCCCAACGAAUCUGUGAGUCCUUCCGAAUUCAAGACGCAGAUUCAAAGAUAUGCGCCCCGCUUUGUGGGUUACAACCAGCAAGAUGCCCAGGAAUUCCUGCGUUUCCUUCUAGAUGGGCUCCACAGUGAGGUGAACCGCAUCUUGGUGCGCCCCAAAGGUGGUGGCAGUGACAGCCUGGACCAUCUCCCUGAUGAAGAAAAGGGAAGGCAGAUGUGGAUGAGAUACCUGGCAAGAGAAGACAGCCGAAUUGGAGAUCUGUUUGUGGGGCAGCUGAAGAGUUCCCUGACCUGCAGCGCCUGCGGCCAUUGUUCGACGGCCUUCGAUCCCUUCUGGGACCUGUCGCUACCCAUUGCCAAGAAGAGCUAUGGGGAGGUCAACUUGGCCGACUGCUUGCGGCUCUUCACCAAGGAAGACAUCCUGGAUGGAGAUGAGAAACCCACCUGCUGCCACUGCAAAGCCAGGACGAAAUGCACAAAGAAGUUCAGCAUCCAGAGGUUCCCAAAGAUCCUGGUGUUGCACCUGAAACGCUUCUCCGAAGCCAGGAUACGAUCCAGCAAACUCACCACCUUUGUCAAUUUCCCUCUCAAGGAUCUGGACUUGAGGGAGUUUGCUUCCCAAAACUGCAACCACGCUGUUUACAAUCUGUAUGCCGUCUCCAAUCACAGCGGAACUACAAUGGGAGGCCACUACACAGCCUACUGCAAGAACCCCGUCUCUGGAGAAUGGCAUGCCUUCAAUGACUCACGUGUCACGCCACUCUCCGCGAGCCACGUCCGCAGCAGCGACGCCUACCUGCUUUUCUAUGAGCUGUCCAGCCCGUCUUCGCGAAUGUAGCCUUCUCCCCAUCGCACCCAUUGACCCCAUGAGAAGGCAAGAAAGCCAAACUCACAGAUGUGCUCAAUGGGGGAGACACCUAGGACUAUGGUGACUCAAGGGAUUUUUCUAAGCCUUUUUUUUUCUUAAGAAAAAAAAUUACAAAAACCAAAAAAAAAAAAACAGGAGGGAGAAAGCCCUAAUAAAGCAUUGACUAAAGAUGCCGACUUUUGCGGAAAGGCCUUUCUCCUGAUUCAGGACUGAGGAUGAAGAAAACACUGGCAGUUGAGGAUGGCUUCUCGAAACCCUCCUCAUGUUCUUCAGGGUACUUCCUUCCACUUUUGGUUUCUCCCCUCUCUUUCUCUCCCCUCACUUGCUUCCCCUCCGCCUUUGGUGUGUGUAAUAAACCGUGAACAGCAGCAAACAGGGGCAGGAAAACUCUCUGUCCUUGUUUUACCCACAAAACCUCUCCAAGUAGCUCCCAAAUUUGGGGGCAAUGUGUGUGACAAGUAGGCGGACGUCUCCAGUGGUGCCUUGAAAUGCAGUCAUCGUUGGAGAGCGAUGAGAAACUGUCCGUCGCUUUGUAGGAAUCCGUUUCCAAAUUUCUGCUGCUUUUGGUUCCCAAAUGGAGACGUGAGACACAACAGGAUUUGCAACCCAGCAUCUUUGAAACUGAUGAAUAAAGCCACUUGUUGACCAUGUCAAAUCUCCGCUCCAUGUGAGAGUGCAAACUUUUCACGAGGAGCAGCUUCUCCGAAUUUUGUGGCACGUGAGACGGUUUACGGCGAGACUCAAGGAAUUGGGCAACCUUGCCUCUCAUUUCCCUUUUUGGAAGAACACUUCUUGGUUUAGUUCCCUUUCUAAAUGUCUUUUUCUAGCAAAGCUCCGAAGCACUUCCGGCUGGGAUUUUACAGACUCCAGCCAAAGGGUGGAUUUCUCACUUUCGUUUCCCAACGGUGCCUUAAACUGUCCGAGAGGGAGUUCUGCAUGAACCGGAAUGCCCCUUUUGAGGCACAAAAAGGUGUAAACUUGGCAAAAAAAACCCACUCCACCCUCAACCUUUCCUCCUUCCUUUCCCUUUUAAAAAUGCUCCAAGUUGCUUAGGUUUUGCUUUUGCGUUGGGUUCUUCGCUGUAAAGACAAUGGCUUCUCCUGCCAAGGAGGCAAAGAACUGAGCCAACUUUAAAAUGGUUGAUGUUGGUCAACCGGCGAAUGUCAGUCACUUUAUUUAACCUUUUAUUUAUUCUGUCCGAAAGGUGUUCCAACCCGUGUCCGGAGGAUUUGCUCUCCGGCAAGUUGGGCAGAAACUCAACCCUCCUCGGUUGACUUUCAGCCCAUCGUUUCUUCUCUCUUGCAAUCAUGAAGCUUUGGCAAGCAUCCGGUCCUCUGUGAGGAAAGUGAGGAGGCAAUGCUCCUUGGUCUGGAUUGGUCCUGCAUUAAAUCGGGCACCAAAAUAUUAGACAUUGAUGUGGUCAUACCAAAUGUGGUUGGCAUCAACGGAACCCAAUGGGUGCCCCUUUCCCUCUGAAAGCUUUCCUUUCAAAGGGAAGAUUCUUUGAUUUCAGUGUUUUUCGCUCUGGCAUUAAGGGCCCCAAGACAGAAGCCAAGAUGAUACAAUGCAAGGUAUAAAUAAUGGGUUGCCUUUCUCAUUGUCUACCUUUUUUGGCUUGACUUAAUGUCUUGUUUACUGUGUAAGCAAAGUUAGGGAAGGGAUUCCUGCCAUUCGUAAGGGAGACUUGUACAGAAAUAAAACUGUAGCUUGAUAAACA
Messenger RNA from Anolis sagrei ordinatus, 3849 nucleotides. It is a transcript of the gene USP2, whose product is annotated as ubiquitin specific peptidase 2. Gene Ontology annotation, molecular function: cysteine-type deubiquitinase activity. Gene Ontology annotation, cellular component: cytoplasm. Gene Ontology annotation, biological process: protein deubiquitination. NCBI's taxonomy places the organism in Eukaryota, Metazoa, Chordata, Lepidosauria, Squamata, Anolidae. The record is from RefSeq and is a predicted model, not a curated record.